Dissoconium aciculare CBS 342.82 is the source of this 3662-nucleotide messenger RNA. Its product is annotated as DUF699-domain-containing protein. The coding region runs from base 260 to 3538 and encodes 1092 amino acids. Gene Ontology annotation, molecular function: ATP binding; 18S rRNA cytidine N-acetyltransferase activity; tRNA binding. NCBI's taxonomy places the organism in Eukaryota, Fungi, Ascomycota, Dothideomycetes, Mycosphaerellales, Dissoconiaceae. The transcript has a single exon. Gene Ontology annotation, cellular component: 90S preribosome; nucleolus. Gene Ontology annotation, biological process: rRNA acetylation involved in maturation of SSU-rRNA. The record is from RefSeq and is a predicted model, not a curated record.
CUCUUUGCUACUUAUUCCGAAGCUCAAAGACCAACACGGCCCGUUGCAGGUCAAGUUCUCAACACAGCUCAUCGCCUUUUUGCAGCGACCUUGAUUUCGAACAGACAACCGCCGGAGCUCCAGAAUGGAACCUAGAGCUGAUUCAACAGCACCUUGAAGAGAAACACCGCGACUCGACUGUGCCCAUUCGCGCGCCCGCCCACUCGGCACAACACAUACAGCCUCACACCCACAGAAACCCCAACUUCAGCCGCCCAAUAUGCCGAAAAAGGCCAUCGACGCGCGCAUCCCCGCGCUGAUCCGAAAUGGCAUGCUGGAAAAGAAACGCAGCUUCUUCGUGAUCGUCGGCGACCGGCAAAAGGACGUUAUCGUCAACCUCUACCACAUCCUCCUCAACCUCGACAUCAAACUCAACAAGAGCGUGCUCUGGGCCUACAAGACCAAACUGCUGGGCUUCAGCAGCCACCGGCAAAAGCGGGAGAAGAAGCUCCGCAAGGAGAUCAAACGGGGCGCGCGCGAGGCCGACACGGAGGACCCCUUCGAACUCUUCGUCAGCACGCAGAACAUCCGCUACGUCUACUACAAGGAGACGGAGAAGAUCCUGGGAAACACCUUCGGCAUGUGCAUCCUGCAGGACUUCGAGGCGCUCACGCCGAACCUCCUCGCCAGGACGAUCGAGACGGUGGAGGGCGGCGGCUUGGUCUUGCUGCUCUUGAAGAGCAUGAACAGUCUCAAGCAGCUGUAUACGCUGUCGAUGGACAUCCAUUCGAGGUACCGGACCGAGGCGCACGACGAUGUGGUCGCGAGGUUCAAUGAGCGCUUCAUCCUUUCGCUCGGCAGCUGCGAGUCGUGUCUGGUCGUGGACGACGAGAUGAACGUGCUCCCCAUCUCCGGCGGGAAAUUCGUCGUGGAGAAGCAAAUCGAGGAGGGCGAGACGGGAGUGUCCAAGACGAGGCAGGAGCUGGAAGACAUCAAGGAGACGGCCUCGGAGAAGGAACCGGUCGGUUCGUUGGUGAAACUCGCCCGGACGGUGGACCAGGCCAAGGCGUUGUUGACCUUCGUCGACGCGAUUGCGGAGAAGACGCUGGCGAGCACAGUCACGUUGACCGCGGGUCGAGGGCGAGGUAAAUCGGCGGCCCUGGGUGUGGCGAUUGCGGCGGCGGUGGCGCAUGGCUAUAGUAAUAUCUUCAUCACGUCGCCCUCGCCGGAGAAUUUGAAGACCCUAUUCGAGUUUGUAUUCAAGGGGUUCGACGCGCUGGGGUACCUCGAUCAUACCGAUUACACCAUCAUCCAAUCGACGAAUCCGGAUUUCAACAAGGCCAUCGUGCGCGUCAAUCUCCAUCGCCAACAUCGUCAGACCAUCCAGUAUAUUCAACCCCAGGACGCGUAUACCCUUGGUCAAGCGGAGCUCUUGGUCAUCGAUGAAGCUGCUGCGAUUCCUUUACCGCUUGUGAGGAAGCUAUUAGGACCGUAUUUGGUCUUUAUGGCUUCGACGAUCAACGGGUACGAAGGAACUGGUAGAUCGCUCUCGCUGAAGCUCAUCCAACAACUGCGCGAGCAAUCUCGGAGUGCUUCAUCGGCUGGAGCAGGAGGAAAGGUGACCAGUCGUGGGGACGGCACCAACGCGGACAAGGAACUUCUCAGCCGAUCCGCUCGAACGUUGCGGGAAAUCACAUUAUCCGAACCCAUUCGGUACGCACAGGGUGACGGGGUCGAAAAGUGGCUCAACAAACUCCUCUGUCUCGAUGCGACACUACCGCGGAGCUCAAACAUCGGAGGCACACCACAUCCCUCACAAUGUCAGCUGCUCCAAGUCAACCGCGACACUCUCUUCUCGUUCCAUCCCGUCAGCGAGAAGUUCCUCCAGAACAUGAUGGCGCUCUACGUGGCGUCACACUACAAAAACACCCCCAACGAUCUACAGUUGAUGUCUGACGCACCGGCGCAUCAAUUAUUCGUCCUCGUCCCUCCGAUUCAAGAAGACGCCAAUCGCCUUCCGGAAAUUCUCUGCGUGUUGCAGAUCACACUCGAAGGACAGAUCAGCCGGGAAAGUGUGCUCAACAGUCUCUCGCGAGGGCAGCGUGCCGGUGGAGAUCUCAUCCCGUGGCUGGUCAGUCAGCAAUUCCAGGAUUCGGACUUUGCAGGCUUGAGCGGCGCUCGCGUGGUGCGCAUCGCGACGAACCCGGACUAUUCGAACAUGGGAUAUGGAUCCCGCGCCAUCCAGCUCCUGACGGAGUUCUUCGAGGGCAAGCAUAUCGAUCUCUCCGAGAACGGCGCGGCGGCGUCAUCGCAUGAGAUGGAAAUGGUUCGCGCGACGGACGCCGACCUCGCAAAGGCGACGCUGACGACGGACAAAGUCGAAGUGCGAGAUAUCAAAUCCAUGCCGCCCCUUUUCGCUCGACUAUCCGAACGCAAACCCACCGCGCUGGAUUACCUCGGUGUGUCAUAUGGCCUCACACAACCCCUGCAUAAAUUCUGGAAGAGGGCGGAAUUCGUCCCGGUAUACCUGCGACAGACGGCCAACGAUCUCACCGGCGAGCACACCUGCGUCAUGCUCCGCACGCUGGACUCCGGAUCGAGCGAUGCCAGCUGGCUGGGCGCGUACGCGAAGGAUUUCCACCGCCGCUUCAUCUCCCUCCUCAGCUAUCAAUUCCGCGCCUUCACCAGCGUCCAGGCCCUGGCCAUCGACGAAUCCGCCAACAUGGGCGUCGCCUACCUCCCACCCUCCGACCAAGCCGCGAUGCUCACCAAGACCGAUCUCGACACCUACCUCACGCCCUACGACCUCAAACGCCUGGACUCCUACGCCAACAACAUGCUCGACUACCACGUCAUCCUCGACCUCAUGCCGACGCUCGCCAACCUCUUCUUCACCGGCAGCAUCAAGGACGCCCACGGCGUGCAACUCUCCGGCAUCCAAAAGGCCCUCCUCUGUGCCAUCGGCCUCCAACGAAAAGUCCUCGAGGACCUCGAGAAGGAACUGGGUCUCGGCACGAGCCAGCUCCUCGCCAUGUUCGUCAAGGUCAUCCGCAAAGUCAGCACGCAUUUCCGCACCCUGCAGGAAUCGGCCAUCGAAAAGACCAUGCCCUCCGCCACCGCCCUCCACAACGGGCAAACCGCCGCCGACGAGGAAGACGACGACCACGUUCUCCACACCCACUCCUCCGCCAUCGACUCCACCGCCGUCGCCGCCGACCUCACCGCCGACCUAGCCGCCGCCGGCGCCGAAUUCGACGCCGACGACCGCCGCGCCCGCCAGGAGGCCAACCGCGCCCUGAUCGACAGCCUGCCGCUGGAGAGCUACGCCGUCGAGAACGGCGACGGGCCCGCCUGGGCGGACGCCGAACGACAGGUCCGCGCGCAUCAGUCCGGGAAGGGCCCGCGGGCGCCGGUCAACGUGGCCGUCAAAUCCGCGGCCAAGAUGGAGAGGAAUAAACGCAAGGCCGGCGAGGCCCUGAGGGAGGUGCAGAAGGAGGCCGAGAAGUUGUCCAGCAUCGGGGAGAAGGGGGGCAGGAAGGGGAAGAAGGCGAAGGUUUGAGAGAAAGAAAAUGUCGACUCUUCUGGGCCGCCUUUUUACUCUCCAAUGUGCGGCCGUUCUUUGCAAUAAUGUUUCUGUGCUAUGAUUAUGAGAAUAAGAAGGAAGUUAGUGUAUCUGCUUCACA